ACUCAGUUUUUAAUAGCGCGCGAAAGUGAACGGAACAGAGCAGCGCGUUUUAUCAUUUUAAUAAAGCUGAACAAAUAUGCACUCGAACGAACCUUACCCGUGACGUCGUGGGCUUCAAUCCUCCUCGAGUUCCCUUAAAAUAGCCGCGUCUUCGUGAAACCCCCAACAGUAUUGACCAAGUCGGCCAAGUGCUAACUACCCAGCCGGCUAUUAGAGUUAUUGUAACCGUUGGCAACUGCCACAGCAAAGUUAUUUACCCUUUACCGGAUAUAAUUUGCAAUUACAUACCCGCCUAAAAAUAAAUCCGAAACAAAAGUGUAAUAUUUAAAAACAGCCUUCAAGAUGCCCGAUGUAAAGUUUUUUUCCAUUCUGCCCACCAAUGCCAAUGCAUCGGAUCGAGUCACUAGGAUGUCCAUUAGCGCCAACCUUCUCCAGGAUGCCCAGCAAUACUCGGUGAACUUUGUCAACAGUACGGACUGCACGGACAACAUCACAUAUCACUUCAAGGUGAUCAUCCCCACGCAGACGAUCAUCGAGAACUACAAGCGGAACGGCGAGUGGAGCAGUCUACAAAAGGAUACUGAACUGAACAUCUUCGACGGUACAGGCGCUAGCGAUAAGAACUCCCAUUUGACACAGAGCUUUGCCCGCAUGAUAAGCGAGAUUGACGAGGCCUUGACUUUGACUUCAUCCACAGAAUCCUCGUUUUGCCUUGAGUUCGUCUUCGACUACGCAAACUCCAUGAUGCAUGUGUACCAGGGCAGGGAUUCGGGCCACAAUUUCAUAACCAAGUAUGAGACCCUCUUCUCCCUCUCCGACAUCCAGGCAGUGCAGGUGUGGGGCGAUGUGCAGAAGGUCAACCAAUUUGCCCUGAGCUACAACUGAUAGGGAGGGAACCCCCCAAUCCCCCAGAAAUCUGGCCGACAUUGGAAUAACCGUCUGAUAUUCAUACUUUCAGCGGGGAGAGCCUUACCAAAUAUAAUCACGUAAACAUUGGGGCCUGCCCGCCUGCCAUCUGCUUUAUAGCGCCACAAAAUCGAAGGCUCCAAUGCAAUACCAAACGAAAUACACAUAACACUUUUUGCCAUAAA
This is a messenger RNA of Drosophila suzukii, 1091 nucleotides long. RefSeq lists its product as uncharacterized. Lineage: Eukaryota; Metazoa; Arthropoda; Insecta; Diptera; Drosophilidae. The record is from RefSeq and is a predicted model, not a curated record. Gene Ontology annotation, molecular function: carbohydrate binding.